Molecule: messenger RNA, 4473 nt
Organism: Metschnikowia bicuspidata var. bicuspidata NRRL YB-4993
Lineage: Eukaryota; Fungi; Ascomycota; Pichiomycetes; Serinales; Metschnikowiaceae
Product: aminophospholipid-translocating P4-type ATPase
Exons: 1
Coding region: 1-4473 (1490 amino acids)
Biological process (GO): phospholipid translocation
Cellular component (GO): plasma membrane
Molecular function (GO): ATP hydrolysis activity; ATP binding; ATPase-coupled intramembrane lipid carrier activity
Source: RefSeq, a predicted model, not a curated record
AUGUUUCCCGCCGAGAAAGAGCCCACACCCACCCGGAGACUCCGCUGGGGCACCACGCGCUCCAAGGCCGGGCGCCCUCGGGCAGAAAACCUCAAUCGGUCCAAAACCUUGCGGAAGCUAUUCAAGCGGGACGCCUCGACAAAACAGCCCCGCGACGCCCCCAAGAACGGCUGGGGGCCGCUGCGAGACAACGCCAGCGGGUCGGACUCUUUCAUUGCUGUCGAGGAAAUCGCGUCUCCAGACGGCAGCGGCGAGCCCGCAGGCCCAAAACAGCCCAAGGACCCCAAGGACCGGAGACACGAGAAGCGGGUCAUUGUGUUCAAUCGCAAUCUCCCGGACCACUUGUUGGACCCGGAGACGGGCUUCCCCGUGGCGACGUAUCACCGCAACAAGAUAACGACGGCCAAGUACACCGCGCUCACGUUUUUCCCCAAGACGAUCUGGAACCAGUUCUCGCGCGACAUCGCCAACAACUACUUCUUGUUCCUCAUCAUCCUCGGGAUCUUCUCCAUUUUCGGCGUGCCGUCGCCGGUGCUCGCGGCCGUGCCGCUCAUUGUCAUCGUUUGCAUCACCGCGCUCAAAGACUCCGUGGAAGACUCGCAGCGGACGGCCUCCGACAUGGAGGUCAACAACCAGGCCACGCACAUUCUCUCGCAAGUGCGGGACAGUGACCUGGGCUACGUGUAUAUCAACCGAAACGUGGACGAGAUGGGAAUCUCCGUGUGGAGGCGGUUCAAGAAGUGGAACACCAGAAUACUCCUUGCGUUUCUACGAGCGGUGAAGCGCAAUGCCACCAGCAAGGGCCGGGCCGCAAAAGCUCGUCAGCAGGCGCAGCCGGAGCAAGACGGCGCGCGGAAGAGCUUCGACAGCACCCUUGAAUUCAGAAGACACUCAGUGGCCCCGGGCGCAAUGCACGGGAUGGCCAGAAAGUCCUUGCAAACCGUGCGCUCCUCGUUCCACGGCGGGGACAAAACCUUGGCUUUCGAGAGAAAGACGUGGAAGGAGGUGAAAGUAGGGGAUGUGCUUCGUAUUCACAACAACGAGGAGGUCCCUGCGGACAUCUUGAUCCUCUCCUCUAGCGAUGAGGACAACUGCUGCUUCGUGGAGACGAAAAACCUCGACGGAGAAACCAAUCUCAAAAUCAAGCAAGCACUUGCAUUUUCUACAGACCCCAAGAAGGUCAAACGCGCCGACGAGUUCAUGGAGAUGAAUUUCGAAAUCGAAAGUGAGGGCCCUCAGCCGAAUCUCUACUCAUACGAAGGCGCUGUCGUAUACGAAAAGGACGGCGAGGUAAACAAAGAAUCAGCCACAAUCAACAACUUGAUUUUGCGAGGCUGUUAUCUCCGAAACACCAAGUGGAUCAUCGGCGUGGUUGUGUUCCCCGGCGACGAGACUAAGAUCAUGUUGAACUCUGGCCUCACCCCGUCAAAAAAGUCCCGUAUUUCGCGACAACUAAACUACUACGUUAUCAUCAACUUCGUCAUACUAUUUGUCAUGUGCUUCGUCUCAGGGCUAGCGAGUGGGCUUUAUUACCGCGAAUCAAACACGUCUCGGGAUUAUUUCGAAUUCGGCACAAUCGCAGGGUCUCCCUUCAAAAACGGUCUCGUCAAUUUCUUUGUUGCCCUCAUCUUGUAUCAAUCAUUGGUUCCGAUCUCAUUGUACAUCACCAUUGAAAUCAUCAAGUCAUUGCAAGCUUAUUUCAUUCAUGCAGACUUGGGACUAUAUUACGAAAAGUUGAACUUCCCCUGUCUUCCAAGAUCUUGGGGAAUUUCAGACGACUUGGGCCAAGUCGAAUAUAUUUUCAGCGACAAAACAGGCACUUUGACACAAAAUCUCAUGGAGUUUAGAAAAUGCACUAUCAACGGCGUUUCUUAUGGACGCGCAUAUACUGAGGCAUUAGCUGGACUACGAAGACGUUUGGGCUACAAUGUCGAGGAGGAAGCAAGAAUCGAAAAGGCAGCCAUUGCCAACGACCGCAAUGAAAUGCUCAGAGAUUUGAGAUCAAUUUCAGCAAAUAUAUACGAUAGCGACGCUACUCUUGUGUCCAAAGAAUUGGUCCAGGACCUCAAGGGAGCUUCGGACGAAGCUCAAAAAGCAUACAAUGAGGAGUUUUUUCUUGCUUUAUCCUUGUGUCAUUCUGUUCUUGUCGAGGAAGAUCCAAAGGAUUCGAAGAAAAUGAUUUUGAAGGCUCAGUCUCCAGAUGAAGCUGCUUUGGUCGGAACAGCUCGGUCUUUAGGUUUCGUCUUCGCAGGGAAAACCAAGAGAGGCUAUGUUGUUCGUGUUCAGGGUCAAAAACGAGAAUAUCAAGUCCUCAAUACUCUUGAGUUCAAUUCCACAAGGAAAAGAAUGAGCGCCAUCGUGAAGAUCCCCGGUGCUGACGCCGACAAAGAGCCCAAGAUUGUCCUUUUUUGUAAAGGAGCGGAUUCAAUUAUUUAUUCCAGACUCUCGGAGGGUAACAACAAUGCUAGUUUUCUUGACAAGACCUCGCGUCAUUUGGAAGAGUACGCUACUGAAGGCUUAAGAACGUUGUGUAUUGCCAAAAGGGAACUUACAUGGUCUGAAUACCAAGCUUGGAACACGAAGUACUUGGAAGCGUCCUCGUCAUUGACAGAUCGCGAUGCUCGGGUGGAAGCUGUCGCCGACUCGAUUGAAAGAGAAUUAGUAUUGUUGGGUGGCACCGCCAUUGAAGACAGAUUGCAGGAUGGAGUCCCGGAAUCCAUUUCUAUUCUUGGAAAUGCGGGAAUCAAGUUAUGGGUCCUAACUGGUGACAAAGUUGAAACAGCAAUUAAUAUCGGGUUUUCCUGUAAUCUACUUGGAAAUGAUAUGGAUCUUCUAGUUUUGAAAACAGAUGUGCUGGAGGAAGAUAGAAGCAAGCACGAUAUUCUUCAUGAUGACGGAGAGGAAACAAUCAUUGAGAAAUUGAUCGAUGGCUAUUUGGACGAACAUUUUUCAAUGACUGGUUCUCAAGAGGAAUUGGAGCAUGCUGCAAAAGACCACUCUGCACCAAACGAAAAGUUUGGAGUGGUCAUUGAUGGGGAUGCCUUGAAACUAGCGUUGGCUAAUCCCGAAAUUAAACGAAAAUUUUUACUUCUAUGCAAGCAGUGUCGUGCGGUUUUGUGUUGCCGUGUUUCUCCUGCUCAAAAAGCGGCUGUUGUGAAAAUGGUGAAGGACACAUUGGAUGUGAUGACACUAGCCAUUGGAGAUGGAUCAAAUGAUGUCGCCAUGAUCCAAGCCGCAGAUGUCGGUAUUGGUAUCGCUGGUGAGGAGGGGAGACAAGCUGCAAUGUCUUCCGACUAUGCUCUUGGUCAGUUCAGAUUCUUGACACGACUUCUCUUGACCCACGGAAGAUGGUCUUAUAAGAGGUUCGCUGAAAUGAUCCCCAGUUUCUUCUUCAAAAACAUCAAUUACACUUUUGCGUUGUUUUGGUACAGUCUCUUCAACAACUUUGAUGGCUCAUACUUAUUUGAGUUCACAUACAUCAUGUUUUAUAAUUUGGCUUUCACGUCAUUACCGGUUAUUUUCCUUGCUGUUUUUGACCAAGAUGUGAGUGCCAAAGUUUCAAUGAUUGUUCCAGAGCUUUACCGCGCUGGAAUAAUGCGGACAGAGUUUACAGAGACAGCUUUCUGGAUAUAUGCAUUUGAUGGACUCUAUCAGUCGUUUGUCUCAUUCUUUUUUCCCUACUGGACAUAUUGCCAGACUUUCCAGCUUGAGAAUGGCUUGGGCGCCGACCACCGGUUCUAUGUGGGAAUGUUGGUCACAUGCAUCUCGUGUAUUAGUGCCAAUCUGUACGUGUGGAUGCAUCAGUAUAGAUGGGACUAUCUCUCUUUUCUUGCCCAUUUGUUCUCCAUCUUGGUGAUUUUUGCCUGGACAGGAAUUUGGACCGCAGGAACCUGGUCAGAAGAAUUUUACCAGGUGGGCCGAAUAAUGUUUGGGCUGGCUAUGUAUUGGUCUUGUUUGGCCAUUGGCAUUGUUGUAUGUCUUUUACCUCGGGGAAUUUACGAUAUUCUCCAAAAGUUCUACUUUCCCAAAGAUUCGGACAUUAUACGGGAAUGUGUGCAGAGAGGAGAAUUUGACAAGUACCCCAAAAAUUAUGAUCCAACUGAUCCCAAUAGAGAAAACGUGGAUGACCCCUCAAUCAGCGAUAAAGAACUGACUCUUGUUCGCUCAAGUGGCACGCCAGAUAUGAGCACAGGCACUUCAGGCAAAGACCUGAUUCUGGCUGACGAUAUUAUUCGUCGCCAAGGUGUCACCACGUCGUAUUAUAAUGACAACUCGUCAAUCAUCGACACCUACAAUUUGAACCGGUGGAGCACAACGCCCCUUGAUAAGGUGAACUCAUCAGAAGACAUACUUAUGGAUGACAUGGCCUCCGGUCUGAACGGCAAAAAACGGUCGUCCAGGAUUCGAACGUCGCUUGAUUUCCAUGAAAUGACUACGGUGAACUCUUUGAAUGAGGCCAGGGCAGAGCACUAG